AUGGAUUCUAAGCCGGAAGAAGAAAAAAUUGUGCUAGAUAGUCGACUGCAAAAUAUUUUAAACUGUUUAUCCAGGUGCAAAAUUGAUUUUACCAAUGAAAAUGAAGAGUGCAGGAAAUUACGAGAAGCUAAUUUGAAGUUGGAAGUUGAGUUAAAAGAGGUUCGAGAGAUGGAGAAGUCCCAUCGCUAUCACUUAUUGACGUCACGGGAAAUGAUAGGGAACCUUCAGGAGACCGUUUCACAGCUUGUUUACUUAAAAAGGGACAUUAAAAAGUUGAAAGAACAAUUAUCUGUGAAAGAAAGUAAUAUUGCAGAUGUUGAAAAGGACAAAGAGAAUGUAAUACAAAAACAGAACGACAAUGUAAUGAAACUGCGAAGUGCUUAUGAAAAACAAAUUGAAGAGAUGAAGUCUGAUAAUAAAAGGGAAAGUGGCUCAGACACAGAAGUUAAAAAUACUGGCUCUGUUCCGGAGCACUAUUUAGUGCAACUUCAAGAGGAGUUAGCUCGGGAGACGGCGAGGACGGACCUUAAUAUUGACGCGUAUAGACGACGACUGGAAGAACUCGAGGAGAAACUAAAACAAAGUCAGUUCAAGCAAUAUUUGCAGAACAGUUACCCUUCGCAGUAUGAAAAUCACGUUGAAAGACCCUACUCCGCAAAUAGGGAGCCCUAUACAGAAUAUCAUAGUAUAGAUUCGGAUCCAGUACAUGAUAUGCCUACGAACAAGUUUGCUAUGCCUUCACAAAAUAAGGCCCCGAAGCCAAAUAGUCUGCAAGUAAUUUAUUACGAUAAGAACGUUGCAGACACUCCUAAACCAAAAAGUUCGGAGAAAAAAGGCCUUUUUCAUAUAACCAAGAAAAGGAAACUUUACAACGACAAAGACUUCCAGGAUUUUUAAUUUGUUAUUG
Spodoptera littoralis (African cotton leafworm) is the source of this 907-nucleotide messenger RNA. The record is from the annotation of a GenBank genome assembly. NCBI's taxonomy places the organism in Eukaryota, Metazoa, Arthropoda, Insecta, Lepidoptera, Noctuidae.